CAAUAAAACUCUCCAAAGUCUCAAAACUCCUGGCAACAAAAACAUGAGGAAGAUUUAAAUGAAAAAGCACAAACUGAUCUGGAGUUGUAAAUGUCAGCGUGUGUCUGAUAACGACUGAGAGCGGGAGAUUUAUGACGGAUCUUUGUGGACAAAUCCUAUCCUGCCUUUAACUUACAAGCCUGAAUGAAAGGUUCAACUCUUUCACAUCUUGAGAACAAUAAGGAUGAUUUAUUCACUUGUAGGCGACAGACUGCUCAAAACAAUCCAACAUUGAUCACCCACUGCAGGAUUCUUCAUCCGCGGGCCAAUUUGUCACUCCGUUUAAAGGCCUCCAUGCAUGCAGCUUGAGAAACAUAUCGCCCUAAUAAAAAGACCAGAUUCCAGAGUAAUGUCUGUGUUUCCAGGAGCAUGUUGGAGAGUCCUUGGAGGAGCCUGUUGAGGAGCGGAUGUGAGCGAGGGCAUUUACUGAGCCCCGGGCUGUGAGAAGGCUUCAUAUAAAGGCUGAGCAGGAUAAGCUGACACUCAGACCGGUGGAGCCCUGCUCAUCUUACAGAAUACUUCCCCAACCGACUGACUAAAGCCGACACAGCACGUAGUGUUCAGGUGAGAGCAGAAUGAGCAUCCGUGGAGCAGUGGGCGUUUGCGUGGUGCUGGUGUGCCUGAUGGCCUUCCUGGUUGAGAGGUCACAAGGUCACAUCACAUUCUUCAGCCCCAAGGAGCUUUUGCACAUGAGGGAUCAACAGGGGAAGAAAGACAUGAAACCUCGAUCAGAGGAGUUUGAUGAAGUCAUCCUGGAGCAGGUUCCUCAGAUGGAAGCAAACAAUGAUAACACACUGGAGUUGGGAGUCCGCCUUUCACCCAGACAGCUGAACUAUGUGGCUCCGGUCAUCAAAGAAAUCAUUCAUGAGAUUGUGGAGGAGCAUCAGAAAGCCAAAUAGCGAAGCGGAUGCUGUGAACGCUGCAUAAACUCUACAGAAAAUGACAAAACCAAACAUGAAGGCUGAAAAAUUGUGUUUUAUUAAAUCUUCUAAUAAAGACAUGUGAUUCUAUCAA
Messenger RNA from Oryzias melastigma (Indian medaka), 1053 nucleotides. RefSeq names its product motilin-like (gene mlnl). The record is from RefSeq and is a predicted model, not a curated record. The coding region runs from base 615 to 938 and encodes 107 amino acids. NCBI's taxonomy places the organism in Eukaryota, Metazoa, Chordata, Actinopteri, Beloniformes, Adrianichthyidae. The transcript has 6 exons.